Messenger RNA from Aspergillus terreus NIH2624, 1044 nucleotides. RefSeq lists its product as uncharacterized. The coding region runs from base 1 to 1044 and encodes 347 amino acids. The record is from RefSeq and is a predicted model, not a curated record. NCBI's taxonomy places the organism in Eukaryota, Fungi, Ascomycota, Eurotiomycetes, Eurotiales, Aspergillaceae. The transcript has a single exon.
AUGAUCUUGUUGUGGUUGUGGAUAGGGGGCUCAAUUGCCUCGGCUCAAGUGGAUGCAUCGCCACCACCUCUAGCAGGAUCACGCCGUCUGCUUUCCUGUCCGCAUGCAACAACAGCAGCGGAAUCCUCGGGGGUGUCGCCGGAGCCGACCCCGUUCCCCUGGGACAGUCAUGGCGCUCGUGCGCUCAUGCGACGGGCGACGACGUCCUCGGCCGAAGCCAGCGUCUGUGGCUACUUUAAUGGCGAUAAGAGUAAGCCUUUCGAUUAUUACAGCAUAUGGGCAUGUCUAACCCCCUCAGAUUCGCGCCUCGACUGUGGUUACGGCUGGAACUGCGUCUUCCAUGCUAGUAACGCGGCCUAUCCCGCCCUCGUGGGCUGCUGCCCGGUCUCUUCGACCACCCAGUGUCAAUUCCUGACGACUUGCUAUGACAGCGCGCAGGUCUCGGCCACCGCGUCGCUGCGCAGCCAGGCAACUGACCCCUUCGUCACCCUGUGCACGGAAAGCGACAAUGCGUAUUGCCAUACCUGGACGUGGCCGGAUCUCGACAUGACCGACUACGCCUGUACCUACGCCAGCUCGCCGGCGGUCGAACGGAUCCAGACCGUCGGGUCAUUGACGGAUGUCACUGAUAGCCAGGACCAGACCGUCGAAACGCUGUCCAUGUCCUGGGUUGACGAUUCGGUGCUGAAGGCCAUCGCGGCUGUCACUUCGGCAGUGUCCACUACUGGAACGUCGGCCACGUCGGCGGGAACGGCGGCUCCUACUGAUGCGUCUGAGGAGCAAGGCUCAGCUACGCCUGUCGGAGCAAUAGUAGGUGGUGUGGUUGGGGGUGUGGUGGGUGUGGGUUUGAUCGUUGCCGCUGGAGUCGUGUAUCGCCUGCGGAAAAAGAAGGCAGCGACCCGUGGUGCAGACGCCAAAGCCCUGGGAGGGCUGUCGGGGUCCAGAUAUGCAGAGGUUGAUGGAAAGGAUCAGUGGUAUGAACUGGAUUCCAGGCCGAUGGCAGCGGAGAUGCCGGCGCAGCCAGCUCGGCAUGAGUUGGAAUGA